AUGAAUCAGAUUAUGUUAAGAACUCCCCAACCAUUAACCCAAUCGUACCCUCUUUUUGCAAACAAAGAAAAUAUUACACCAUCGUCUCAAAUGCAUCACCAGCACUCUCCUGGAAAUGAUAAUAUCCCUCCCACUAUAGGAAUCACGCAGAGGGUACCAUUAAGUCAGCUGCAAAAUCGUAGCACCAAUAAUUCAUCAUAUAUUGGAAACACAAUGACUCAGAUGAUGUUAAGUGGUCCCCAACCAUUAACCCAAUCGUACCCUCUUUCUGCAAACAAAGAAAAUAUUACACCAUCGUCUCAAAUGCAUCACCAGCACUCUCCUAAUGACAAUACCUCUCCCACUAUAGACAAAGUUUAUCCAAAGAGGAGAAUUUAUCAGCAGCGCUACUAUCAACAACGUAAGGCUAUGAAGAAAGUUGUCUUGAAUGGUGGUAAUACACAAACUGGAACCUCAAAUGUUGCUUCAUCUUCCAAUAAUGAACGCUUGGUGGCUGGUGAAGGCGCGCAAUUCGGGAGUGGCAACCUACUGCCUUUGUUUGAGUCGGUCGCUACUCAAUUGCCAUCGGACAUCACAACGUUAACCUCAUUCACCACUAGAUCAUCAGGUUGUAAUACUCAAGUUCAUGAAGGUGCCCAAGAGGAUCCAUACGAUUAUGUUUACCAAGGUGUCCCCACUAAUCAUCGUGUCUUGAGAAAACCACCUCCAUGUCGUCAUAGUGGAGCAAAGCGCUUUAAAUAUGAAACCGAAUCCUUUUGUUGUAUGAAAGGGAAGACAAAGUUGGUUGUCACAAAUGUUCCAGCAGAAUUGUAUCAUCCCUUUACGGAUCAAUCCGACCUAGGAAAGACGUUUAGGAACCACAUACGUGCUUACAACACGAAUUUUUCGUUCACUUCAAUGGGUGUCAAUUUGGAUAAAACCAUGGCAAAUAGUACUUCUGGAGUGUAUACUUUUCGUGUUAAUGGGGGAAUCUAUCACCAAAUUGAUCAAUUAGUGCCUAGAGACGGACAACCUAGGUAUUUACAGCUAUAUUUUUAUGAUGCAGAGGCUGAGCUUUCAUAUAGAGCGCAGUGGUCGAAUCUAGAUAAAGACAUCAUUAGAAUGUUAACACGUGCUCUUUCUACCAAUCCUUAUGCACAAACUUUUCGUAGCAUGGCUGACCUAGGACCGCUUGACAACUACAGAGUCACUUUGAAUGCAUCAGUCGAACUUGACCAGAGGGUGUACAAUAGGCCUACUACAUCUGAGGCUGCUGGUAUAUGGGUUGAAGGAAAUGACAACAUAACUGCAUACAAGAGAAGCAUAGUUGUGUAUGGGAAGUCUCAACAUGGUCAGUUCAUUCAACCUUACUUUGGUUGUUAUGAUCCAUUGUCUUAUCCAUUGUUUUUCCCCAACGGUGAGGCUGGAUGGCAUAAUAAAAUACCAAGACACGGUGUUGACAUAAAUGACAUUGUUAAUGAUGCUAACGAUGAGGACAUCGAUGAAGAUCAAGAUGAAGCUGCAGAAGGUUCAAGCAGGGGAAGAGGUAGGAAAACAGUAUCUAUGCGGGAGUACUACGCCUACGAAUUCCAGAUGCGCCCCACAGAAAACGUGCUUCUUUUGGGGGGGAGAUUGUUACAGCAGUAUGCGGUUGAUGUCUACAUAAAGAUUGAAACUUCACGUUUGAAGUUUUAUGAGUUUAACCAGAAUAGGAUAAGAGGUGAUCAGUUUCAAGGUUUAGUCGAUUGUUUCAAUGCUGGAGAAGUUGACACAAGUAGAGUAGGCCAGAGGAUUGUCUUGCCCGCGUCUUUCAUCGGAGGUCCACGUGACAUGCGCCGUCGAUUCUUAGAUGCAAUGACCCUUGUGCAAGAUGACGGUAAGCCCGACAUAUUCCUUACAGUGACAUGCAAUCUAUGUUGGGAUGAGAUCUUAGAAGAUCUCCAACCCGGUCAGACUGCACAAGAUCGCCCGGAUGUCGUAUCAAGAGUUUUUCAUGCAAAAUUAGAGGAUCUUAAGAAGCAACUUUUAGAGAAGCAUGUCCUCGGUGAAGUGCGGGCAUAUGUGUACAUCAUAGAGUACCAGAAGCGUGGAUUACCCCAUGCACAUUGGCUUUUAAUCAUGAAACCACAACACAAGUUGACUACUCCGGACCAGUAUGACAAGUUGGUAUGCGCUGAAAUACCAGACCCGGUUAAGUAUCCCAGCUUGCACGAAAAGGUUGUUAGACACAUGAUUCACGGACCUUGCGGAUCUUUAAAUCCAAACAAUCCAUGCAUGCAAGGCGAACCAAAACAAUGUCGUUGGCAUUACCCUAGACAAUUUAACGAACACACCAUACAAGGAGAUGACUCAUAUCCUUUGUAUCGGCGGAGAAAAAACGGAAUCAAUGUAACAGUAGGUAAACAUAAUGUCGAUAAUAGAUGGGUUGUUCCUUACAACCCGCGGUUGCUAAUGAUGUUUAACUGUCACAUGAAUGUGGAGAUCUGCUCAAGUAUUAAAUCAGUGAAAUAUGCAUUCAAAUAUGUUUACAAGGGUCAUGAUAAACAAUUUGUUCAUGUGGAUCCCGAUCAAGAAGGAGUUGUAGUUAACGAGAUCAAAAGAUUUCAAGAUGCACGUUAUGUGUCAGCUCCAGAGGCAAUGUGGCGAAUUUUUCGGUUUCCCCUAUUUAAAAUCCACCCUUCUGUUAUGGCAUUACAACUUCAUCUCCCGAAUAUGCAAUAUGUUCGAUUCAGGGAAAAUGUUAGCCUUAGAACCACUGUAGAAAGGGAGCAGGAUAAAAGAUCAAUGCUGACUGCCUUUUUUGAGUUGAAUAGCGUUGACCGAAAUGCAAGGCAAUAUUUAUAUAAAGAAAUUCCAGAACACUACACAUGGAAUGCAAGCCAACUUCGUUGGAAACCAAGGGAGGGUGCAUUAAAGAGGGGACAAGUCGUUUCAGCAAACCCAGCAGAAGGUGACCGGUACUACCUACGCCUACUUUUGACGCAUGUUAGAGGGCCAAAAAGCUUUGAUGAUCUUUACACAGUUAAUGGUGAAAAACACUCGACGUUUAGGAAGGCUGCUCUCGAGAGAGGAUUAAUUGAGAAUGAUGAUUGUUUGACACAAUGUCUUACACAAGCUUCUUUAUUCCAGUUUCCAAAUUCUUUGAGAAGGUUAUUUGCGACUAUUUUGAUUUUUUGUGAGCCGGGUGAUGUUCGAAAAUUAUGGGAUGAUCACUAUGAAUCACUUUCUGAAGACUAUAGAAGACAACUUAAUAAUAUUGAGCAAGUUCAAAAUAUGGUCCUUAGAGAUAUAUCUAUAUUUCUUCAAUCCAUGGGUAAGAGAAUCAAUGAUUUUGACCUUCCUGGUAUAACCACAAGUUCUCAUUAUGCAGAUGAUUGUCGUGAGCUACAAGAAGAAUAUUCUAUUGUUGUUGAAGCUGACCAUCUGUGUGCCCGAGAUUCUCUCAACCCCGAUCAAAAGUUUGCAUUUGACACCAUCAUGCGACAUGUUGAUAAUAAUUGUCCGGGCGUGUUCUUCAUAGAUGGUCCAGGUGGAACGGGGAAAACAUUCUUGUACAAGGCUUUGCUUGCCGAGGUUCGUUCCCGUGGUGAAAUCGCCCUUGCUACUGCAUCAUCUGGUGCUGCGGCUAACAACAUGCCUGGUGGUCGAACAGCUCACUCAAGAUUUAAGAUUCCCCUCAUCCUCAACAAUAACUCUCUUUGCAACAUCAGUAAACAGAGUGGGACAGCUAAAUUACUACGUAGUGCCAAAAUAAUAAUAUGGGAUGAAGCAUCAAUGGCUAAAAGACAAGCCGUAGAGGCACUUGAUCGAACAAUGCAGGAUAUCACAGGAAUAAAGCAACCAUUUGGGGGGAAAUAA
Messenger RNA from Erigeron canadensis, 3837 nucleotides. RefSeq lists its product as uncharacterized. NCBI's taxonomy places the organism in Eukaryota, Viridiplantae, Streptophyta, Magnoliopsida, Asterales, Asteraceae. The record is from RefSeq and is a predicted model, not a curated record. The transcript has 5 exons. Gene Ontology annotation, molecular function: DNA helicase activity. Gene Ontology annotation, biological process: DNA repair; telomere maintenance. Bases 1 to 3837 code for a protein of 1278 amino acids.